Molecule: messenger RNA, 150 nt
Organism: Ambispora gerdemannii
Lineage: Eukaryota; Fungi; Glomeromycota; Glomeromycetes; Archaeosporales; Ambisporaceae
Source: the annotation of a GenBank genome assembly
GCAAAGCUUCAACAACAAAUGUUUGCUAUUCUCUCAAUCCAAAAAGUCUUCUAAAGCAGCUGGAACAGAUUAUUACAAUGGCAUAUCUUCUUCGAGCGAGUGUGAUUUUCAAAAUAUCGGAUAUUCGAACAUUCGGAAAACGACGAAUCC